This is a messenger RNA of Zea mays, 519 nucleotides long. RefSeq lists its product as uncharacterized. The transcript is spliced from 4 exons. The coding region runs from base 1 to 438 and encodes 145 amino acids. The record is from RefSeq and is a predicted model, not a curated record. NCBI's taxonomy places the organism in Eukaryota, Viridiplantae, Streptophyta, Magnoliopsida, Poales, Poaceae.
AUGGCUAGCAAAAGCAUGACGAAAGCCGGUAGCUCCACGUACGUGGUGCGUCCACAGUCCACUACUGUCCCAGACCAGAACAAGAGCUCGAGAAAACCAUCAGAGUUCAAGAUCGCAGGAGCUGGACAACCCGCUCUUCCGGCACGGCACGGGGUAAUACAGACGACGCAGCAAGUAGCUUUCUUCCCUACCACCUGCUUGCUUGCAGUUGCAGAUGCAGCAUGUGCUGUGAUGGAGAGAGAGAGAGAGCAUUUGCUUCUUUGGCAUGCACCAUACUCACUUCUGUCCAGUCCAAUGGUCUCCCGCGCCCUCACUGGUCACUGCGUCGUGCCGUGCGUACCUCCGGCAACGCCAGUGGCGAGGGGGGCCUCACAUGUCCCCUGCACCAUGCUCAGCCGUCCCUGUGACGACGUAAUCCAACGGCAGAGAAGGGAGUAGCUGGAGAACUGAUUCCUGGAUUUCGGCAAUGACCAACAUACACUUGUUUUCCGCAAGACGUGCCUCACUAGGCACAGUGGA